UGCAGACUAAUCACCCAUUGGUGCACAUUCCCAUUGGUAAUUUGUAAGCCCGACGAGUUAUUUCAUUUACAGCCAAGCUGGCAUAUUGUUUUUAUAAUUCACAGUGAAAUAAUAUAUUUUUAUUAUUAGUGCAUCAAUUACGUUCGUUGACAUUUCAUUGUUAAUAUUCAAGAAAAAGUGUAAUUUCAAAAAUGUCAGUUGAAGAAAAAUUUAACGCUGCUGUAAAUGUCAUUAAGAGUCUACCGAAAAAUGGAGCUUAUCAACCAAGCAACGAACUUAUGCUCCGAUUCUACAGUUAUUAUAAACAAGCGACAGAAGGACCUUGCUCAAAUCCAAAACCAGCUUUUUGGGAAGUUGUAAAAAAAGCAAAAUGGGAUGCUUGGACACGUUUAGGCAACAUGAGUCGCACAGAAGCGAUGAAUAAUUAUGUCGACGAAUUAAAAAAAAUUGUUGAAACAAUGUCCUAUACGGAUAAUGUGGCAAAUUUUCUUGGAAGUUUGGAUUCAUUUUAUGAGAGUGUUCCUGCUGAAGACUUGGAAUUAUUAGUGGGUCCCGUUUUGGAACGAAUGCGCUCUCAACCCGGUUCACCUUUGUCUGGCUCUCCACUAGGAUCAAGAGAAACAUCGCCGAACCGAGUGCGAAACACAUCAAGACACAUAACGAGCAGCUUGGAAACAAGUCCUGCAAGUAGUCAUAGUGCAAGUCCUUUGCCUCCUGACACUGAUGGCGAGGAAGAAGAAUUCAAAGACACGCUCGAAUCGGCGCCAGAGCGAUCGCAGAAAGAUUUAAUGAAGUCUUCCAAUGGUUUACAGUCACACAUAGUUAAUAAUUCAUAUUGUAAACAUAACAAGCCGAAUGUUGUGACAAAAGAAAAUUCGACCGAAUUAUUAAAUGGAUAUUCUCACACAAAUGGCCAUAUCGAAAAUUGCGAUUCGAAACAGGACAGAGGUCGAACUCGAGUCAGGAGAGACGAUAAAGCUGACGCUGAAUUCUUCAAUCACAUAGCUUGUACAAUGCAAAAUUUACAAAAGGAUUUGGACAGGAUAACGGCGAGGGUUCGUAAUUUAGAGGGUCAGGCAUUGUCAGUUCUGACACCGCAGUCCGACCAGCGAAGGAGUCGGGGCUAUUCUAAAUGGUGGCCAUUAUCCGAAUGUUCGCCAAGAAUGUUUGCGUUAUUGAUUGUUUGGCCUUUUCUAGCACAAGCUCUAGUUUUUUAUGCACAGCGAUAUCGUCAACGAAAACUGUGAUUUCCUUUUUAAAAAUUCUUUAAUACGAGAGAUAAUUUCUCUCCUUCCCCUCCAAAAAAAAAAAAGGAAAGAAAACAUUGAGUCUUCAAGUAUAAUUAUAAUUAUUGGCUGUUGAUCCUAGUGUAAUCUUAUGGGUAUAUUGUAUAUAGUUUUAAAAGUUCUUAUCAAUUUACACGUAGAUCAAUUCUAAAAGUAAAGAAAAAGGCCAAGGAGAAUACAUUCCACAUUUAUGUUCAUGUUGUGCAAAGGAAAAAAAAAUAUUCAUUACCGGAAAAAAGAAUUUUUUGUUUUGUUUUCAGUAACAAUAGAAGUAUGGAAACAUUUUUUUGAAUUUAAUUCUCGUGAAUUACGAAUUAAUUCACGAAGGAGAAAAGAGAUUAAUUUUUGAAAAGCUUAAGAGUCAUUUUCAUAUAAAAAUCGAUAUUCACUAUCAAUUUUUUUAAUUAGGAUUUUCAAAUUUUAAUCCCUUUUCGAAAUUUACCAUUCAAUUGUAAUUUA
Molecule: messenger RNA, 1745 nt
Organism: Leptopilina heterotoma
Lineage: Eukaryota; Metazoa; Arthropoda; Insecta; Hymenoptera; Figitidae
Product: acyl-CoA-binding domain-containing protein 5
Exons: 6
Coding region: 192-1247 (351 amino acids)
Biological process (GO): fatty acid metabolic process
Molecular function (GO): fatty-acyl-CoA binding
Source: RefSeq, a predicted model, not a curated record